AUGACUCCCACGGCUGUGGCAGCGGAUUCUCGCGAGUUCGACCACCACGAUCAACACCGCGACCACGGCGUCGCCACCGACGGCGACAUGGACCCUUCUGUCGAACGCCAGAAGAGCGUCAAGAACCGCCAAUUCAAUAUUUAUGCUUCUCGAGCUCGCAGUCCGAGCCCCGGCGCCCACCACAACCCGAAACCCAAUCCACCAACCUCUGACAAGUACGAAUCCGAGCACCCCUCGCCAGACGAAGCUCCCCAGCUGCCUCCCCUUCCGAUCUCCCCCAGGUGGGACUCACUCGCCAACAACAAUAGCAGUUUUUUCCUGCAAAAAUCAAACACUGCUCUCGCCGUGUCACCACCAGAUCCCCCGCCUUCCGAUUCCCUUGCCGAACGGCUCGAGUCCGGCCGCCACACGCCAACCAAUGACUUUACCCACCAGCCGCUAGUUUCUCCAAUCUCUGAGCCCGAGCCACGAAUCUCGACAGACACCGUGCAGAGCCAGAACUUUUCUCGUCCGAGGAAACUCAGUCUCAAACAACCGACCCUCGACUCGGCCAAACCCCGACAAACGCUCUUCCCUUCACCAUUCGCCCCUCCGCCCGACCUUCUGCCCGAGCUCGCCUCUCCCCGCGACGGGCGUUCCAGAGGCCAGUCCAACGCCUCCACAAAAACCUCGUCCACCUUUUCGUCCGUUCCCCUACCUCCUGGCAGCGAUAUCUACGACCCCGGCCGCUCGAGACUGCGGCAUGCCACGACGGCCCCGGCGGCAGUGAGGCCCGCUCCAUCCUUUACCCAAAACCGCAUCGACAGCGUGGGAUCCGGCUACACCCGCGACAUGGCCCCGUGGAUCAGCGCUGACGAGUCAAGAUCAAGUUACAGAUCCCAACUGACAGCAUCAAGCGCCCAGGGCACCUGGAUGACGGAGAGGAGCAGCAUCCUGACACGAGACAGCUCCGUACCAUCCGUGUACGCAGGCCCUGACGAGCCCAGCCUCGAGGACGUCAUGGGCAUGUACGAAAAGGGUUUUCACGACGACUCGAGCCCAGAAGACGUUGACGAUAUGCAUUUUCACGACAAGAGAAACGACGGGGCCAUGAACAGGAGGAACACACGGAUCCUCGAGGCUCUUGAGAAGUCGUUGCCCGCGCCCCCGACAUCGGGUCUCGGGAUGGGCCCCCUGGUCCGGGAAUCGACCGAGAUGUUCCGCGGCGAGGAGCCGCCGCUUGCUCUGCCCAAAUCAUCGACAUUUGGGGACUUUAACAAGCGACACGAGAACGAGAAGCGGGACUCAGCCAAGUCUCUUCACGAGUCGCCACCCUCACGGCAGAGCCCAGUCCCGAUUGAACAUGAAGAUCCCGAGUCCAGGGACAGAUAUGGCUUCCGCAAAGCCAACCAGUACGUCACGCGAGAGCAGUACGACACGUGGAACACGGGCUACGUCGAGUACCUCGCCCGCCGACGGAAGAAGUGGGUUGCCUACCACAAAGAGAUGGGUCUGUUGACGGACAAACCCGAUCGGUUCCCUCCACCCGCGAGCACCAAGACGAAACGAUUUGUCCGCAAGGGCAUCCCACCCGACUGGCGAGGCGCCGCCUGGUUCUAUUACGCCGGGGGGCCUGCCAUCUUGGCCGAGUAUUCUGGCGUCUACGACGAGCUUCUUACGAAGCAGGUCAGCGCUGUCGAUGCCGAGGCCAUCGAGCGUGAUCUCCACCGCACUUUCCCCGACAAUAUCAAGUUUAAGCCCAACAAUCUCUCGAACAACACGGACUCAUCGCGAAGCAGCAACCAGACAACAUCGGAAACGGCUUCGAGCGGCGGCGAGGACGGCGAGCCGCGCAUGAUUUCCUCUCUGCGGCGGGUCCUCCGCGCUUUUGCCAUUCAGAACCCUCUCAUCGGAUACUGCCAGAGCCUCAACUUUUUGGCCGGCUUGCUGCUGCUGUUUCUCGAGACGGAGGAGCAAGCCUUCUGGCUGUUGAACGUCAUCACGCGGGUAUACCUUCCCGGCACGCAUGCAAUGAGCCUCGAGGGCUCCAAAGUGGAUCUCGGCGUGCUCAUGGGCGCCAUCCGCGAGUCCAUGCCGGCGGUCUGGGCCAAGAUUGGCGAUGAGAUGGACGGAGACCCAAACGAGUCGCGGCCGACGACGAGUGGAGCUUCAGCCGCGAAGAAGGCCAGGUCGAGGCGCAAGCACAUGGCCAACAAGUCCGUCUCGACAGACAGGCUGCCGCCCAUCACGCUGUGCAUGACGGCAUGGUUCAUGAGCUGCUUCAUCGGGACGCUACCGAUCGAGACGACGCUGCGGGUAUGGGAUGUCUUCUUUCUCGAGAGCUCCAAGACACUCUUUCGCGUGGCUUUGACCAUUUUCAAGCUCGGCGAGGCGGAGAUCAAGGCCAUUGCCGAUCCGAUGGAGAUGUUUUCUGUGGUGCAGGCGAUGCCGCGACGGCUCAUUGACGCCAACGCACUUAUGGAAUCUUGCUACAAGCGACGCAACGCCUUUGGACAUCUCAACCAGGAAACCAUUGACGCGUUGCGACAGGAGAGGCGGGACAAGACGCAGCUUGACCGGGACAAGCUGGCGGGCCACGUUACGGACGGCGAAUCAAAGGUGCGACGCAAGAAUACGCUUUUUGGGCGGCGACCCAAGCGGGACGCAAGCGCAUAG
This is a messenger RNA of Verticillium nonalfalfae, 2655 nucleotides long. It is a transcript of the gene GRTP1, whose product is annotated as Growth hormone-regulated TBC protein 1. Bases 1 to 2655 code for a protein of 884 amino acids. The record is from RefSeq and is a predicted model, not a curated record. The transcript has a single exon. Lineage: Eukaryota; Fungi; Ascomycota; Sordariomycetes; Glomerellales; Plectosphaerellaceae.